Platichthys flesus (European flounder) is the source of this 5517-nucleotide messenger RNA. It is a transcript of the gene map1sa, whose product is annotated as microtubule-associated protein 1Sa. The coding region runs from base 181 to 3852 and encodes 1223 amino acids. NCBI's taxonomy places the organism in Eukaryota, Metazoa, Chordata, Actinopteri, Pleuronectiformes, Pleuronectidae. The record is from RefSeq and is a predicted model, not a curated record. The transcript is spliced from 7 exons. Gene Ontology annotation, biological process: microtubule cytoskeleton organization; dendrite development; axonogenesis. Gene Ontology annotation, molecular function: microtubule binding; actin binding. Gene Ontology annotation, cellular component: dendrite; cytosol; microtubule.
AGGCGUCAUAGAGGACCCGCCCCCAUCACACAAGGACCAAUAGAUAUUCACUGGCCUGCUCGGUUCUUCUCUCCUAUGGGUCCAUUUCUAUGUCAGUUAUCAUGUUCCCCGCCUCUGAUUUCAGGUGGGCGGGGUUCCGUUGGAGCAUCGCGCUGACGUCAUCAGCGGACAGUCCAUGCCAUGAUGGCGGCUGCGGAGCGGAGCGCUGGGCCCGGUUCUUCCCCCGGUUCUUCCCCCGGUUCUUCCCCCGGUUCCUCGGAGCCUGCGGCGGACUACUCCAUGCUGGUGGUGGUGGGAGCGCUGCGGUCCCCCGGGAUGCUGGAGCGGCUGCUGCGGCAGAUCGACUCGGGUGUGAGGUGCUGGUGUGUAGAUCUGGACGUGUCCGUUGUGGAUCAGCAGUUGAAACUCUUUGUGUCCAGACACUCGGCCUUCAUGUCACAACACGUCCCAGGUCAGAGGACGCUGCGUCACUGUGGAGACGUCCUGGACGUUCAGGUCGUGGUGAAUCCAGUUCGGGACUUCGUCCUCUCUGAGGUCCGACGGCUGAUCUGUGACCCGUCUCGACACAAGCUGCUGGUGCUGGUGGGUCAGUGCGUGGAGCAGAGCGGGGACAUCGUCCUGCAGAGGGGACGCUUCUCUCUGCACGACCUCGUCCACAUCUGCACUGAUGAUGAGGUUACAGAAUUGUUGAACUCGUCAGAGGCAGAGGUGAAGGCCAGUCUCACGCUCUGCUGUCCCAACCAAGGUCAAUGGACGGAGUCUUUUUCAGAGAAACACGACCUUCAAGGCCUCAUGAACAUCCAGGUCAACCCCCCCCUCGUCCUCCCUCAGAUGGAGGGUCUGCAGGAGUUCACAGAGUAUCUCUCGGAGUCGCUGGAGCCCGAGUCGCCCUUUGACCUCCUGGAGCCGCCGUGCACCGUCGGCUUCCUGAAACUCUCGCGACCCUGCUGCUACAUCUUCCCUGGUGGGAGGGGGGACUCGGCCUUCUUUGCCAUCAAUGGUUUUAAUGUUCUGGUGAAUGGCGGCUCGGACCCCCGCUCCUGCUUCUGGAAACUGGUUCGACACCUGGACAGAAUCGACUCUGUGCUCCUGACCCACAUCGGUGUGGACAAUCUCCCUGGACUCAACAGUCUCCUGCAGAGGAAAGUGGCUGAGCAGGUGAACGAGUCUCAGACUGAAGAGGACUGGAUAAAAAACCUCAUCUCUCCUGAGAUCGGUGUGGUUUUCCUCAACGUUCCUGACGGACUCCAGUCUAUUCAGGAGGAUCCCAGUGAGCUGCGCAGCUGUGACCAGGUGGCACUCACGUGUCAGUACUUGCAGAGAUUGGCGAUCAAACCUGAACCUCUUGACCGGUUUAAUGGUCCCAUUAUAGAACCAGUCAUUUUGUUUCAGAAGAUGGGAGUCGGCCGUUUGGAGCUCUACACUCUGAAUCCUGUCAAUGGAAGCAAAGAACUCGAGGCUUUAAUGCAGAUUUGGCCAAACAGUGGAUCGAAUGUAAAGAGCUCCCAUCUUCCUCUAACAUCCCUCGUUUCCAUCUGUGCUCUGCUGGUGUGGCAUCCAUCCAGUCCUCAGGAGAAGAUCAUCCGUGUCCUGUUCCCAGGGUGCACGCCACAGAACAAAAUCCUGGAUGGACUCGAAAAACUCAAACAUCUGGAUUUCCUCAAACAUCCAACAGUGUGUUCGAAAGAUCUCGACACACUCAAAACUGAAAAACAACCAAAAAGAGCAGAGAGUCGUGAAAGCCUUAAGUCCAGUUCUAAAGAUGUCCGACCCAGCAGUGCCUUACAGAAAGACAGGCUUGAACGAGUAGAGGUAAAAAAACAUGAGGUUAAAAUGAAGCCGAAGGCAGCAGGGGACCCUGCUCACAAAGACAAGAUGGAUGGAGAAGAAAAAACUAAAGUGAAGGAUGGAAAUGUCAAAUUAAAGCCACUGAAAACUGCUGAGAAGUUUGCUGCCAAGAAAGAUGUGGUGUUGAAAGAGGAGAAAAAGGAAGAAAAAAGGAAGGAGAGUCUGAGUUUCAAACCAAAGAAAGACAUUAGACCUGAACCAAAGAAAGACAGUAAGAGGGGCGUAAGGACAGAGGAGAAGACAGUUUCCAGACUAGUUGCUAAAGAUGCAAAAAAAGCAGGAAGUGGAGCUUUAUCAACUGAACCAAAGAAACUUCCAGGUAGGACUCAGAAGAAAGACGUGGCCUUUCCAAAGAAAGACACGUCGAACAAAGGGACGAAGAUAGAGGCUGAUCGCUCCAAGGUGUCAGCGCCUGAGAACAUGACUGCUGAAUUUGAAAGACUUCAACUGGAAGAUGACAACGCAAACAUCGGAUUGAAGAACGUGAGUUCUGAGGGCGUGAAGGCCAAAGGAAGUCAGACGUCAACUGUCGAGAGUCCCGAAGUGUUCCGCUGUACGGAGGAAAUGCCUGCUGCACUUUCGUCUCUUGUCAAAACACCAAAGAGUAAUCUCGGUGUAAACCUUGAUAUCACCUCGACUGCGUUCCGUCCGUCACCUGAAGAAGAUGCUCAGUGUGGGGGGGAGCUCAGCGGCCUUGUGGCCAGAGAGUCCAGUCUUGACUUCAGUUCUUGUCGGACAUCAGACUCCCUGAGGGACGUUCUGGAAACCUCCAGCCUCCUGACCCUCAGUCCUUUCAGGGACGUGAUGCCAGACUCUUCUCUUACGAUGACGUCCAUGCCACCUACUACUGCGUCACCCAAAGGACCCAUGGGAGACCGAGUAGACGCCAAUGGACAUGUCAAUGACUUGGACUCCAACACAGGGAGGAGAUCGUCCCAUCAUGGAGAUGGAUCAGAGGAGCGCAUUCACAGGAUUUGCGACCUCACCUCAGACGUCCCACAUGAUGUUGAUCUGUGUCUGGUUUCACCUUGUGAGUUUCAUCAUCCCAGGAGCCCAGAGAACCAUCAGCAGCCCCUCAACGCCGCUGUUUCACCAAACAUGUCCGACAACAACAAUGACUCUCAGGACCAGGAAACUCCUCCCACAUCUACCAGCGACUCCCCGCUGACCAUCACAGAUUGUGCCCUCCCCCCCGGCACAGAGGGCUGUCCGUCCAUCACCGCAGAUGGAGACUCUGAUGACGAUGCCAGUGACCAUUUUCCUUCCAGUCAUCCUCGGGAUCAACACAGUCUGCAAUACAUCCACCAGCAGGGACGACCUUCCUCCCAUGAACUGCCACCAGCCCCAAUCAAAGAUCUGCCACCAUUACCCCCCCAGCCUGGAGCCUGCAUGUCAGACGCACAGGCUGAUGCCUCCAACAAGAGUCUGAAGAGUUCAGCUGCGAAGAACAAGAAGCCAUCAGGUUUGACCCAGAAGUUAACAUCUGGAGGAGCCACAGCCCAGAACGGAAAGUUGAAGGUGGGCAGCUCCUCGGGCUCGUUGAAGAUGAUGACCAGCCUUGACGCAAAGUCAUCAUCGAGAAAUUCACUUGGUGGAUCAAGAAUUGGAAAUUUAAAACCUCCAUCGUCAGCUCCGAGAGUCUCUGAGGGUUCUGAGGGAUCUGUGAUCUACGUGGAUCUGGCUUACCUCCCGUCCAGCGGCGCCUCCUCCACCGUGGACGUAGAUCUGUUCAAACGCAUUCGCUCCUCGUAUUACAUCAUCAGUGGAGACGAUCCUGUGAAGGAGGCGUCAAUGAGAAGAAUCCUGGACUCGCUGCUGGAGGGGAAGAGCAGCUGGGCCGAGGUCCAGGUGACUCUGAUCCCAACAUUUGAUUCGCUGGCGAUGCACGAAUGGUACCAGGAAACUCACGACCGGCAGAGGGAGCUGUCAAUCACCGUGCUGGGCAGCAACAGCACCGUAGCGAUGCAGGAGGAGACUUUCCCCGCCUGCAAGGUCGAGUUCUGAGACCCCCCCCCCCCCCCCCCCCCCCCCAGGAGACAAUGAGCCUUGAUGUUGCCAUGGUAACAGCCAUGUCAGCAGUUUGCGAAAUAUUUCCCCCCAGAAAAGUAGGCAGGGGGGGGGGAGUACAGCUCUGAUAAGUUGAUCUUUUCAUACAUGUUUGGACCAUGAAAAGUUACUUCACAGUUUUUAGUGUGUGUGUGCGUGUGUGUUUUCCUGUGUCCAUCAUCCAGAAGCUACACAAUUCUUUUAUCAACCUCUUAUUGUGAAGAAUUCCACUGUACUGGAGUUUGGUCGGGAGAUGAGGCGACGGCCUGGUGAAGCAGGAAGAACCCGUUCUUCACCUCCUUCCUCUCCUUCAACCUUCCAAUCGUUAGCAUGUCAGGAUGAAGGGUGACGUCUCCUGUAAAAGAGUUCAGAUCAAAAAUCUGUUUUAUAUCGGUUUAAUUAAAUAUAUGUUUCUUACUUACUGAAAAAUUCAAUUCAUCAUUUAACACUAAUGUUCACUGAGAUGAAACUUCAUGAUCUAAAUGAAUCGUAAGAGUGAAAGUUUUAGUUUGUUUGAAGUGAAGAUUCCACAGAAUUCUCCCAAAAGAACUCAAGCUUUUAUUUUGUAAUGUUAUUUCCUGUCUCACCACAUCAUCACAUCUGGUUUUGACGUCUGUCUCAUGCCUUCUGUUAAAAAAUGAUGACAUCAUUCUUCAAUAUCAUUUUUAUUUUUUUGUGUCAAUUUUAAGAAAAACAGGAAAUAACAAUUUGUUCACCUUCAUCAAUAAGAUACUGAUCAGCUGUUCCUCAUGAGAUCAGAUUAACUCAAAAAGCUGCAUCGCCCAUGACAUUUUAUUAUUUUGGUUUGAGUGAUUAAUGUUUUUCUGUGUAAAACGUAUAAAACCAACACAAAGAGAAAACUCGACCAUUUGGAUUUUUGUUUUCCAUCAGACAGUUUAAGUUUUUAUUUAUUUAUUUACCUUUUUUAAAUUCAGAAUUGGUUCACUUCCUGAAUGUUGGUACGAGUUUCAAUGUUUUAUUCCCAAAGGUUAAAAUCCUGAUGAUCAUUGAAACCAGUGAACGGAGCAGUUACUGUUUUAAUAAAGCUCCAGCUACACAAUCUAUUGUAAAUAUUGACACAAAGGUUUGUAAUAUUACAUUAUUCAUUGAAAAAUAUGAACAGAGAGCAUUUUAAAAGGUUUAUAAAUAUUAAGAAUGUUUUGUUCCUGAAAUUGAAACGUUUAAAUUGUUUUGAUGGUUUUAGUUCAAUGUCAGUCAUAUUUUUUAUUUUAAUUUGUGAUUUUAUUUCUCAAAAUGUAAUUCUUGUUACAUGUCAUGUCAUUUUUUAGCUGACGCUUUUAUCCAAAGCGACUUAUAUUUUUAGAACACUCAUCAUUUUUAUGAGGGGCCAUCUAGGGGUUCAGUAUCUUGCCAAGGACACUUAGGCAUGCAGAUGGGAUAGAGUGGGAUUCGAACCGGCAACCUUCUUAUUGUAGAGCACCCGCUCUAUCCCCUAGGCCACGCUCUCCCCAAAGUUAUGAUUUGUUUGAAAGAAUCAUUUCUGGUCAAAUCAGAUAAUGCCCCCCCCCCCCACACACACACACACACCAACACACACUGUGUAUUUAAAUAUAAAAACACAAGUUUUACAGAUUCUGUCAAAAUAAAAUCCCUUUAACACAG